Messenger RNA from Rhizophagus irregularis DAOM 181602=DAOM 197198, 256 nucleotides. The record is from RefSeq and is a predicted model, not a curated record. NCBI's taxonomy places the organism in Eukaryota, Fungi, Glomeromycota, Glomeromycetes, Glomerales, Glomeraceae.
AUUAGAGCAUAUUCUCUUAAUUAUAAUGAAAAUAUUAUUCGAAUAUAUGGAUUAUCUCAAAAUCCAGAUACAAAAGAUUAUAUUAUAGUUCUAGGUUAUGCAAGUGGAGGAAGUUUAUAUUACCAGUUAAAUAAAAAUUAUGAUAAAUUUAAUUGGACAUUUAAAUUAGAUUUAAUAUUGAAUAUUAUUAUAGGACUUAAAAAUAUUCAUCAAAAACAAAUGGUUCAUCGUGAUUUUCAUGUAGGAAAUUUAUUAG